Molecule: messenger RNA, 438 nt
Organism: Dicrocoelium dendriticum
Lineage: Eukaryota; Metazoa; Platyhelminthes; Trematoda; Plagiorchiida; Dicrocoeliidae
Source: the annotation of a GenBank genome assembly
AUGCAACCAGAAGACAUGGGACAACGUCUACCACCAUGUGACCGCGUUUUCAUCCAGCGUGAUUUCUCUGAAGGAACCGCUGUCCGUUUCCAAACUUCUCCUAUGCCACAUCAGCUGCGAGGUCGCGUGAGUUCUGCUACUAUUUACUUCAAAUCACUUGAUUUUCGUCUUCAGCUCAACCCAUCUGUCUACGCGGAUGCUAUUGGACAGUUGAAUAAAUUAUUUCACGAGGCUGAAUCAAUUUCUCCAGCCGUAUGCUUGGAGAACGUGCUCGGUUGUUUGACCGCCUAUCUAUCCUUUUUGUGCAUCCGCACGCAUUACGAAAAAAUACUAAAGAAAGUGACUUUGACCGUAGAGGAGUUAAACGAGAAGCUCUUCCUUCCUAGUGGAUUAUUGAUGAUUGAUCCUUCCGAACGAGGGCUCCGAGUUGUAUCCUUU